Messenger RNA from Neohortaea acidophila, 1901 nucleotides. RefSeq lists its product as uncharacterized. The record is from RefSeq and is a predicted model, not a curated record. Bases 309 to 1718 code for a protein of 469 amino acids. Lineage: Eukaryota; Fungi; Ascomycota; Dothideomycetes; Mycosphaerellales; Teratosphaeriaceae. The transcript has 2 exons.
CUUGUCGACCUCAUUUUAAAUCCAGGCACUAGCCUGAUCAUUAAACUUGAAGGCGUCUGCGUAUGUCGAAAGCGGCAACCAGGGGAUACCUCAUCAAUCGCAGCAGCAUGGACCUCGACGUGCCCUGGCGUGCGCCACGAGGUCGCCUCGAGGCCGCCUCGAGGCGCCUAGCAUCGCCCCCCCGUCACCCUGCUCUCGCAGACUCUACUUACUACUUUUCAUCUGUCUGAGCAGAGACACGACACUCUUCUUACUCACAUACCAACUAUAGUCAUUCGUUUGAUCUGCGUUGCUUCUUUCCUUUCAACAUGAAGUUCACUCUUUCUUCCGGUCUCGUAGCCUGUUCUUUCUUCGCCGCCGCGUCCUCGCACGCCAUCCGCCAUCAUGCACACGGUCAUGGGCAUGGCCAUGGACAUGCGCAAUCCGCGGCUUCGUCGUGCUACACUGUGAAUGGGGUUGGAGGAGCAGCGAUCAACCCCUUGCCUACCGUUCACAAGUCUGUUGUCUCCACGGUCACCGUGACGGCGGGCCACGUUGCGAGAAGUACGACAUCGCUGGGCGCGCCGACACUUGCCACGUCAACUGUCGUGAAGACGUCCGACAGGACUUCUCACCACCACCACCGUGGAGAAUUCGCCACGACCACACUGUUGGUGCACACAACAAUCACUCUCACAGCCCCGGCCAGUGUGAUUACCGAAAUCGCCAAUGCAUCAACCUACACCUUUGGGACGGCCAGCUUCGCCACCGAUGCAGUCACCAUCCCGAUACCUUCUGGCUUCGUGCCGAUCGAGUCCACGCUUCCUACCGCCGGCGUUGCGAAACGACACAUCGCAGAGCGUGCUGCAGACCCUCCUGCUGGCCAUCAAACCAUAUUCCCGGCCGGCAUUCGUCCUGAGGGUGCACCCAAGUCGGUGGUGUGCAAUACGGUGAUUCACUCUACCGUGACCGUGACAUCAACCACGACGGCCAUCGUCAAGAAACUCGCGGCUGGAACGAAGACGGCGACGUCUGAGCUUACUGUCACCCAGGUAUGCACUGAAGUCUUUCAAAUUUGUGAAAUUCGGCACAAUAGCAUACUGACAGACCUCCAGCUACACCACAACUUCCCUAACCAUCCCGGAAAGACCAUCACCAAAACCAGCAUCAUCUCAAUCACCUCCCACACCACGCCGCUCACAACAGUAACUACGACACCAACCGUAACAGUGACCGACGUGCUGCCCGAAGCCACCUUCUACGCAGCCUGCGCGGCGAACAACCUCGUCAGCCAGGUCAACGACUACCCUGUGGACGGCUUUGCCCUCGCCGCCACCAGCAUCUCAGACCAACAGACCAGCAACAUCGUCCAAUAUACCGACGUGAACGCCACUUCGUCCUACGACUGCUGCGUGAUGGCGCAGCAGACCACCGAUUCCACCGUCUUCUUCUACACCGGAUCGGACUUUGGCGUCCAGAACGGGCAAUGUCUCGUCUUCAUUUCCGACGCGUGUCCCGUCCCGGGCGACCAGACGGAGAUCUACGGCGCGGUGUACAACGGCACGGCGUCGCAGCUGGGAGGCGACUAUCAUGCUUAUAUGGGCAAUGCGGGCUGCGGCGUUGGCGUAACGUCCGCGACGAACUUCACCAUUUGGACGCAGGCGCAGUCUCUGGGGCUCGAGGGCGGUGGGGUGACGGCGGGGUCGCAAGCGGGGACUCAGUUGACGAAUGCUGGCUGAGGCAAGUGCGUGGCCUGUUGGAGAGUGAAUGUUUCAUGUAAUGGUACAAGCAAGGCGCUCGAGAUUGAAAGACCACAUUAUGCAACGUGGAUGGGAAUCAGAGAAUAGCAAUGGACUCGGCUCAUAGCAGGCAGUUCGGCGCAUUGUUCCCUUUGGAGGAGAAAUCGGCAGCGAGCACCAGAC